Hippocampus comes (tiger tail seahorse) is the source of this 628-nucleotide messenger RNA. RefSeq names its product trace amine-associated receptor 6-like. The record is from RefSeq and is a predicted model, not a curated record. The annotation marks the transcript as partial. Gene Ontology annotation, molecular function: trace-amine receptor activity. Gene Ontology annotation, biological process: G protein-coupled receptor signaling pathway. Gene Ontology annotation, cellular component: membrane. The transcript has a single exon. NCBI's taxonomy places the organism in Eukaryota, Metazoa, Chordata, Actinopteri, Syngnathiformes, Syngnathidae.
CGAUACGUGGCCAUCUGUGACCCUCUGCAUUAUAACAUCAGAGUGACUGUGAAAAGAGUUCAACUUUGUGUUUGUCUGUGUUGGUUCUCAUCUCUUUCCUACUCGGGCGUCAUUUAUUACGAUCAGCUGAUGCAGCCGGGAAAGUAUCAUUCCUGCUAUGGGGAGUGCGUCAUCGUGUUUGACUUCACGACAGGAGUCGUUGACCUGGUGGUGUCUUUCCUCUUUCCGCUCUGCAGCGUCGUCAUGCUGUACACCAAAGUGUUUGUGGUUGCUGUGUCUCAGGCGAGAGCCAUGCGCUUGCACGCUCCACGCGGCAAACUCAAACACUCGCCGCCUUUCCGGGUAAAGAAAUCCGAGUUGAAGGCCGCCAGGAGUCUGGGUGUUCUCGUUGUCGUUUUUCUCCUGUGCUUCUGUCCGUAUUACGGUGUGUUUCUCGCACGUGAUUCCUUACGCAAUCACACCCUUCAAGUGUGCGUCAUCUACCUGUACUAUUUCAACUCGUGUGUGAAUCCCUUGAUAUACGCUUUGUUCUACCCCUGGUUUAGAAGAGCAAUCAAGCACAUUGUCACCCUGCGCAUACUGCAGCCUGGCUCCUGUAAGCUCAACGUACUCUAGAAUCAAUUUCAAG